This is a messenger RNA of Aureobasidium pullulans EXF-150, 3360 nucleotides long. RefSeq lists its product as uncharacterized. Lineage: Eukaryota; Fungi; Ascomycota; Dothideomycetes; Dothideales; Saccotheciaceae. Gene Ontology annotation, molecular function: phosphorelay sensor kinase activity. The coding region runs from base 1 to 3360 and encodes 1119 amino acids. The transcript is spliced from 5 exons. Gene Ontology annotation, biological process: phosphorylation; phosphorelay signal transduction system. The record is from RefSeq and is a predicted model, not a curated record.
AUGGCCGCGGUCUUGGACAGACUACGUGGCCCAGAUAUGGAUGAGCAUCUAGAACUUUUCAACAACAUUGAAUGGGCAGCCACUUCUCUAGGACCACUCGAUAGCUGGCCGCAGGAACUCGCAACACAGAUCUUCUUGACUAUGUUGGUGACGAAUCCGCAAUGUCUCCUCCUUGGGAAAGACAGAGUGGUGAUUUACAACCAGGCUUAUGGACGCCUCAUCCGUGACUACCAUCCACGCUACUUUGGACUUCCAUUAAUAAGCUGGGUGGAGUGGCAACCAUAUAUGGAGGGCAUGUUGGCCAUAUACGCCGAAGCAGAGAGCACUGGCCGAGCAUGGGUCACUGAUUCUUAUCCGAUGGUCAUGGCAAGUGGUGGGUUCAAGGAGAAUGUUCAUAUGACGUGCACAGUCAUUUGCCUCCCUCCUCCUUUACACGGUAUUCUUGGUAUCUUUACCGAGACGACAGCGACCGUUACAUCGGAACAAAGAAGCUCGGCUCUAAACGAUUUGACCACAUCCUGGAAAACAUCCUCUGAUCUGGGAACGCUUUGGAACAACAUAUUGACGAGCAUUUCUUCUUACCCGGAGCUAUUUCCAUUCGCCUUUAUCUACUAUGGCAAUUUACCUCCGGAGAACGACAAUCGAUCAGACUCAAGCGGGAACGAUUUGGAAGACUUUGUCUAUACACUAAAAGGAAUCACAGGACACUCGGAAGCGAGCUCGCCACAAGUCCCUCGACAACUCGAUCUUGACGGAGAGCUGGGACCAUUUACACAGUACUUCAAAAGCGCACGAGCCACGAGAACUCCAGUAUUCGUUGCCGAGCCUGACAUACCGAUAGCCUGGCAGGAUGUAGCACGAAGCAGAGGAGUUCGUGAGGCUUGCAGAGGCGCUGUAGUCUGCCCAAGCAGCACUAAUCAGCUAAGCAAAGUGGACGCUUUUCUGGUACUGGGACUAUCCACACGCGAUUCGUACAACGAUUCAUACCGAGAAUGGACCUUCAGGCUACAGAGAGAGUUUGCCGACACCGUUGCAUCCAUCAAUUCGGCGCAAGAGGCAGCAAGGAAGAAGAAAGAAACUGCCAGGCGACUGCGCAUCGAGAAAGAUUUCUUGAACAAGGAACUUGCACUUCGCAAAAGAGAAGCCGAGCUUGCAACCGUAAGAGUCGAGAGGAUUACCAAGAUUGUUGGAUUAGCAGAUGUUGCUUUGUUCGAGCGCGACCUUGAUGGUCGUCUAGUAUUUGCCAACGAUGCAUACUACAGAUUGAUACCUCGGACCACGGACGACGACGGCCCGACUCCCGGAUCGUGCAUUCCUCUCGAGCAUUGGAACUCGUUGCUGCAAGGCGAAUCUCGAUCAUACGAAAUCCAGUGUGCAAAUAAAGAUUGGGCUCUCUGUAGCGCGCAACCAACAAGAAACGAGAAUGGGAAUAUCGAUGCUAUCAUAGGAGUCAUCACAAAUAUUCAGCAUCAGAAAUCCGCAGAGCAAGAGGCGCUCCUCAAACUUGCAGCCUUAGAAAAAGCAGGCCUAGCCGAAAGACGCAUGUAUCGCUUUCUGGAGAUGACCCCGUGUGGUAUCUGUAUAUUGAAAGGAGACCGGCAAGUAUCGUUCGCAACAAAUGAAUGGUUCAAGCUUACUGGACACGAACCUUGCGACCUCGAUCAGAUCAACUGGAACCCCUGUAUCGUUGAAGAAGACCGCGAGUUCGUUCAAAGUCUGUGGGAUAAGCUGACAGUCGAGCUUCAACCAGUCCACGCCCAAUUCAGGGUUCAUCGACCGUGGAUAAAUCCUGAUGGGGAGCAUUGUGGCAAUGCUUGGGUUCUACUCAACGCUAUACCCGAGCUCAAUGAUGACGGCUCUGUUGAUCAAGUCGUCAGCGCGAUCACGGACAUCAGUCAUCUGAAGUAUGCCGAAUCAAUACAAAGAACUCGGGUUGAAGAAGCCGUUGAGAGUAGGAAGCACAUGCUAUCGUUCAUCGACCUUACCAGCCACGAGAUCCGGAACCCACUUGGUGCGAUCGUUCAUUGUGCAGACAGCGCCUUGGAGUCCCUAUCCGACAUCCAGGAGUCGACCCCUGCCUCGACGGAUCAAACUCUACAAGCACAGGAAGGCCUGACAAGAGACCCUCAAAAGCUGACAAAAGCCAUAGAGACUGGUCUUGACGCAGUAGAAACCAUACUUUCAUGUGCUGCCCAUCUCAAGCGUAUAGUGGACGACACUCUGACCCUGAGCAAGCUCGACGCCAACCUCCUCCGCAUCAGCCCAUCUCCCACAAAGUCACUCAGUAUCCUCUCCGAUAUUCGAAGAAUGUCCGAGGUGGAGGCCGGAAGACUGGGAAUAAAUCUCAGCACCAUUGCUGAUCCCUCUUUGAAGACCUCUGGAGCGGAGUGGACGGCCAUCGAUCCAGGAAGAGUUAUGCAGGUGCUGAUCAAUCUGGUGACGAACGCGAUGAAGUUCACGACCAAGCCCAAGGACGAUGGCAGCUCAAGGGACGUGACAGUCCGAAUGGGUGCAUCGAUCAAGCGUCCACUCGAUCUGCAGGUAGACUUUUCGAUCGCACGCGCGUUCCAAGACAGUAUUUAUGACACAGCCGAGUUCUCUGAGCACACGUGCUACCUCUGGUUCACUGUCGAGGACACUGGCAUUGGUAUGAACGAAGAAGAGAAGAACCGGAUAUUCUCACGGUUCGCCCAAGGCUCCGUCAAAACAUAUUCACAGUAUGGAGGCUCAGGUCUGGGCUUGUUUAUCAGCAGAACGCUGGUCGAACUGCAGGGUGGAGAGAUCGGCGUCGCUUCGACAGCUGGCAAGGGCUCCAGAUUUGCUUUCUUCAUCAAGGCACAUAAAAGCGCGCCGCCAUCAACACAAAAUGGAGACACGAUCUCCAGAAUACCGAGCCCAUCAGCACACAUUCUCAAGCCUGGCAAAAUACCAGUCAGCGUGCUGAUCGUAGAAGAUAACGCCGUAAACCAACGUGUUCUUGAGAAACAACUAUCCAAGAAGGGAUAUAUCUGUUACGUUGCGAACCACGGCCAAGACGCGCUAGAUCUCUUGAAAACGACCAAACUCUGGAAGGGCAAUGAGAUUGAUCUUGCCGCACCGAAUAUAGAUGUCGUCCUCAUGGACGUCGAAAUGCCAGUCAUGAACGGUCUCGAAUGCGCAAGACGUAUUCGCGAAUACCAGCGGACAGGCGAGAUGAGAUCAAAUCUACCAAUCAUAGCCGCAUCAGCCAAUGCCCGCGUCGAGCAAAUCGGCAUGGCUAUUGAAGCAGGAAUGGACGAUUCCAUCACGAAGCCAUUCAGGAUACCAGAAUUGACGCCAAAGAUCGAUUCAUUCGCUGCAUGGGCGAGAGCCCAGGGAUGA